Molecule: messenger RNA, 1001 nt
Organism: Punica granatum (pomegranate)
Lineage: Eukaryota; Viridiplantae; Streptophyta; Magnoliopsida; Myrtales; Lythraceae
Source: RefSeq, a predicted model, not a curated record
UUAAAAGGGCAGGAGGCUUCACCUCUGUUAGAGGAAAUUGAAGCAUUCUGGAGAUUUUUGCAUGCUGCAAAUCCCUCCUUCCUAACAAUGGCUGCUCCUCUAGGCCUCUUCUCCGUCUUGGCCUUCGCUUUGCUGCUCGCCGCCUCCUCUGUUACCUCCCACAAUGCCCAAGAAGGGUUCAGCUACUCGGGUGCCAAGGGACCGAGCAACUGGGGGCAUCUGAGUUCGAAAAACUCGGCAUGCUCCAAUGGCAAGACCCAGUCUCCCGUCAAUGUCGUUAAGAACCAGACGGUCCUGAGCAAGAGCCUCACGCCCCUGAUCCGGGAUUACCAUCCUGUCAAUGCCACCCUUGUCAACAAUGGCUUCAGCAUCGCGAUAGUUUUCGAGGAAGAGGUCGGAGUAUUGAUGGUAGGAAACAAGAACUACAGCUUCAAGCAGAUGCAUUGGCACACUCCCUCCGAGCACUACCUCGAUGGUGCCCAGUACCCCGCUGAGUUGCAUCUUGUCCACCAGGCCAAGGAUGGAAGCUUAGCCGUUGCUGCUAUCCUCUAUGAUUAUGGCAAGCCCGACCGCUUCCUCCAGAAGAUCGAGAAGGGGUUGGCUGAAAUGGCGCAGGAGACCUGUGGCUUGGAUGAAGAAUCUCACGUUGCUUUGGGAUUCUUCAACCCGAAGAACAUCAAGAGGAGCACCCGCAAGUACUACCGAUACAUCGGCUCCACCACCACCCCUCCUUGCACCGAGCAGGUCGUCUGGAACAUCCUCGGCAAGGUGAGGACGAUCUCAAAGGAGCAGGUGCAGCUUCUGAAGGCUCCGCUGUACAGCGACUGCAAGAACAACUGCAGGCCGGUGCAGCCCCUCAACGGGAGACAGAUUCAGCUGUACGACGAGCUCAGCCACUAGAGGCACUGUAACCAUGACUAAUUAUAUCCAGUGCGCGAUGUGCAGCUAAUUGUUGGACUCGAGUGUUAUACCAAAUUAAGAAAGAGUGAUUUCUCUACUUA